This is a messenger RNA of Aureobasidium pullulans EXF-150, 1790 nucleotides long. Its product is annotated as amino acid transporter. The record is from RefSeq and is a predicted model, not a curated record. Lineage: Eukaryota; Fungi; Ascomycota; Dothideomycetes; Dothideales; Saccotheciaceae. The transcript has 3 exons. Gene Ontology annotation, cellular component: membrane. Gene Ontology annotation, molecular function: transmembrane transporter activity. Bases 1 to 1728 code for a protein of 575 amino acids. Gene Ontology annotation, biological process: transmembrane transport.
AUGUCGCAACGCACUCCCUCUACGCGCAAAAGCGUAUCUCAAGAACCGGUGACUUCUGUCCUUCCAGAUGGCGAUAUACCCUAUGAUCCAAAGCAUAGCUGGAAUCAAGAUGAAGAGACCCUUGCGGCAUUGGGUUAUAAACCGGAAUUCAAACGUGAAUUCAACCUCUGGACGACGUUUUGUGUCAGUUUCGCUGUCCUGGGACUACUGCCCAGUUUCGCGAGUACUCUCUAUUAUGGCAUGGGCUACGCCGGCACUGCCGGCAUGACAUGGGGUUGGCUAGUAGCUAUGAUAGGUAUCCAAUCCGUCGCCGCCUCCAUGGCCGAACUCUGCUCUUCCAUGCCUACCUCUGGUGGAUUAUACUACGCUUCUGCCGUCCUUGCCCCUCCUGGCUGGGGUCCUCUGGCUGCCUGGAUCACCGGAUGGUCGAACUGGCUGGGCCAAAUCACCGGUGCACCUUCUGUCAACUACGGCACCGCUGCCAUGACCCUCGCCGCCGCAUCCAUCGUCAACCCCUCCUUCGUCCCCCAGAACUAUCAAGUCUACCUUUUGACAGUAUUUUUGAUGAUUAUCCAUGCAUGUAUGGCUAGUUUACCCACCAAGACCAUUGCUAGAGUCAACAGUUUUGGCAGCAGUUUCAAUAUUGUGGCUUUGGUUGUUGUGAUCAUCUUGAUCCCUGCUGGAACCAAUCGUGAGGAGCAAAAUCUGCCGCGAUUCGCGCCUAGCAGGGAGGUCUGGGGCGAUAUCUAUGCUGGCACUGCUUUUCCCUCUGGCGUCGGUAUCCUCAUGAGUUUUAUCGGUGUCAUCUGGACGAUGAGCGGCUACGACUCCCCCUUCCACCUCGCAGAAGAAUGCAGCAACGCCGCCAUCGCUUCCCCCCGCGCAAUCUUCCUCACCUCAGCCGUCGGCGGCACUUUCGGCUGGUUCCUCCAACUCGUCGUCGCCUACACCGUCGUCUCCAUCCCCGACGCUUUGGAAUCCGACCUGGGCCAACCAUUCGCCGCAUACCUGGUCCAAAUCCUGCCCCAGCGAACCGUCCUCGCCGUCCUCUCCCUCACAAUCAUCGCGGGCUUUUUCAUGGGCCAAGGUUGCAUGAUCGCCGCGAGUAGGGUCACUUUCGCUUACGCCAGAGAUGAUUGUUUUCCGUUUUCCAAUGUGUGGAAGAAGGUCAAUCAGAGGACGAAAACGCCGGUCAAUGCGGUUUGGUUCAAUACUUCUGUUGGCUGUUUGAUGUUGCUGCUCAUCUUCGGCGGCAGUCUGGCGGCAGGAGCCAUGUUUUCCAUCGGCGCUAUUGCCGCCUUUGUCGCUUUCACCACACCCAUUUUCAUCAGAGUGUUUUUCGUCGGCAAUCGGUUCCGCCCCGGCCCGUGGAAUUUAGGGAGGGCAUCUAUUCCUAUUGGUGUAGUUGCGUCUGCAUUUGUGGUGUUGAUGGUGCCGAUUUUGUGUUUGCCCAGUGUGGUGGGAGCGGAUCUUACAGAGGCGACGAUGAACUGGACAUGUUUGGUUUACGGAGGACCCAUGGCUAUGAUUCUGGUUUGGUGGGUUGUAUCUGCGAGAAAGUGGUUCAAAGGGCCAAAGGUUAAUGUACAGCAUAUGAUGUUGGGGAGGGAGGUUGCUGGGGAGGAUGUUUUGGUUGGACAUGAAGUCGCGGAGGCUGAGAGUCAGAGUGGAUUGGAAGGCAAGGCUGCAGAAGCGGCAAAGGACGCUGAAUCUACCGAGGUUAGAUAGUGAGAUACAGGUAGUGUGAAUGUUCAAAGGGCGAUGGCGAAUUGGGCUUCCGAGCUGAUUUG